Molecule: messenger RNA, 1288 nt
Organism: Musa acuminata subsp. malaccensis (wild Malaysian banana)
Lineage: Eukaryota; Viridiplantae; Streptophyta; Magnoliopsida; Zingiberales; Musaceae
Source: RefSeq, a predicted model, not a curated record
UCUCUCUCUCUCUCUCUCUCUCUCUCUCUCUCUCUCUCCAUAGGACAAGACCAGUGCAACUCCAGAACAAGAUUUUCACCACCCUUGGACUUCACGUACGUAAGAGGAGCGUAACCUGCAGCACGGGGGGAGGGAGGCGGGGCAUUCGGGUCAGGAUGAAGAUACAGUGCGACGUCUGCGAGAGAGCGGCGGCGGCGGUGCUGUGCUUCGCGGACGAAGCCGCCCUCUGCAGGAGCUGCGACGAGAAGGUGCACGCCGCCAACAAGGUCGCGGGGAAGCACCGCCGAGUUCUGCUGCUCCCGAGGGGCUCCUCCUCCCCUUCCCCGCAUCCUUCCUCGACCUCGGCUGACAACAUCCCCGCCUGCGAUGUCUGCAAGGAGAAAGCUGGGUUUUUCUUCUGCUUGGAGGACCGGGCGUUGCUGUGCCGGCAGUGCGACGCGACGACGCACGCAGCCAAGCCCUGUGGAUCGUCGCACCAGCGGUUCCUCAUCACCGGCGUGAGAGUCGACGAUGUCAUCGACAGCAGCAGCAGCAGUGGUGGUAGAUGCAAAGCCAACAGCAGCGGCGGUAGCGGAAUCCAAAGUCCUUCGGGCUCUCUGGCGUCGACGCCGACAGCGGCUGUGGGUGAGAGGCUUCCGGGAGAUCCGAUGGGCCAUGAUGGGUGGUCUUGGAGUGAGCUCUUGGAUGGUGUCGAGCUCGAACGCUGGUAUGGGAUACCAGACCCUGGCUCAUCCUCCAGUUGACCUGCAAAAACUCUCCUAUUCAUUGUUUUUGCUCUAAGCAUUUUCUGUGCACAACCUGAUCUCGAUGGACAUGAAGAACACAACACCUGUUUCUUCUCUUGUGGCAUGAGGUGUUCAAAGAAUCCAGAGAGAAAGAACAGCCAAAUUAACUCACAACCAUGACGUUUCUUUGGUAGCUUUGAUGUGCAUGCCAUAUGCCACGGAAGAUCAUAGGAGAAACAAAAUAGUCUUAUGAAGCAUAAAUCUGUUUGCAUAACUUUCACAACACAAAAAUUGUCUUGUGAAUUUUGUUCCUAAUGCCAACUCAAGGAGAUGGUCAACCUUAGAAGAUCUCAAAAGUCAACAUUAUGGGAGCAAGUUAAUCAUCUCAGAUAGUACGUACAUAUCACAAGGUUCCAAAAACCAUGCAAGAAAAAGACCAAUUUGCUCCGCGACUUAUUUCUUCGGAGUACACCAUAAACUGCAAGAGUAUGACCAUCUUGUAAGUGAAGCAGCUGCCUUUCAGGAAAGAAACAGGAUAAACGUCAAAUACGUCGAGCAUUUAC